Molecule: messenger RNA, 2394 nt
Organism: Monopterus albus (swamp eel)
Lineage: Eukaryota; Metazoa; Chordata; Actinopteri; Synbranchiformes; Synbranchidae
Gene: api5
Product: apoptosis inhibitor 5
Exons: 14
Coding region: 270-1850 (526 amino acids)
Biological process (GO): negative regulation of apoptotic process
Cellular component (GO): nucleus
Molecular function (GO): RNA binding
Source: RefSeq, a predicted model, not a curated record
UCUGCGCAUGCGCAUUAGUCGUGGUUCCGUAGCAUUUUAGCCUACAAGCUAGUCAACACUGCGGGAAACUUAGUGUGGGGUUGUCCAUUCACGAGCUUCUGGAAAUUUCAUCUCCCCGUCCCUUUUUCGCAGAACGUAUUUCCCGAUAUCCAGUCGUUGUUUUUGUUAUAGUCGUCUUUAAACGGAGCAAAAGCGACCCGACAGGGUUUUUCUUCGGUGGUUAUAUCUGCGGUCCUAUCUGUGAGCUGCAGGUACCUGAAGGCACGCUGAUGGCGGUCACUAUCGAGGAGCUCUAUCGUAACUACGGGAUCCUUGCUGAUGCUAAGGACAACCUCAGUCAGCAUAAAGAUGCCUACCAAGUCAUCCUGGAUGGUGUGAAGGGUGGCCCUAAGGAGAAGCGCCUGGCAGCACAGUUUAUUCCAAAGUUCUUUUGCAGCUUUCCAGAACUGGCUGAUGCAGCCAUUAAUGCUCAACUUGAUCUUUGUGAAGAUGAAGAUGUGUCAAUUCGACGGCAGGCCAUCAAGGAGCUCCCACGGUUUGCUACUGGGGAGAACAUCCUCAGAGUUGCAGACAUUCUCACUCAGCUCCUUCAGACAGAUGAUACAGCUGAGUUCAAUCAAGUGAAUGUCGCACUUAUUUCUAUCUUCAAGAUGGAUGCUAAGGGUACUCUUGGAGGCCUCUUUUCUCAAAUCCUGCAGGGGGAGGACAUAGUACGGGAACGGGCAAUCAAGUUUCUGUCAACCAAACUAAAGACUCUUCCAGAGGACAUCAUGACAAAGGAAGUGGAGGAAUACAUCUUCACAGAGACAAAGAAGGUGCUGGAGGACGUGACAGGAGAGGAGUUUGUGCUGUUGAUGCGUGUGGUGUCGGGCCUGCGAGUGCUGCAGACGGUGAAUGGGCGGCAGCAGCUGGUGGAGCUGGUGGUGGAACAGGCUUUCCUGGAACAGGCCCUCAAUCCAGCUGAUCCUGACACUGUUGACCGCCUGCUCCAAUGCACACGCCAGGCCCUGCCCCUGUUCUCUAAAAAUGUCCAUUCCACACGUUUUGUAACCUACUUUUGUGAACACGUCCUGCCCAACCUCAGCACCCUGACUAGUCCUGUGGCUGAUCUGGACAUUCAGCUGGAGGUGCUGAAGCUGCUGGCUGAGAUGAGUCCAUUCUGUGGAGACAUGGAAAAGCUGGAGGCCAACCUCAACAUGCUGUUUACCAAGCUGUUGGAGUUCAUGCCUCUACCACCAGAAGAGGUGGAGAACGGUGAGAACUCAGCAAGCGAGGAGCCCAAACUGCAGUUCAGCUAUGUGGAGUGUCUCCUCUUCAGCUUCCACCAGCUGGGCAAGAAGCUGCCGGACUUCCUCCUCGACAAAGUGGAUGCCGAGCACCUCAAAGACUUUAAGAUCAGGUUACAGUACUUUGCCAGAGGCCUGCAGGUUUACAUCCGACAGCUGCGAGUAGCACUGCAAGGCAAGACAGGAGAUGCUCUGAAGACAGAAGAGAACAAGAUCAAAGUGGUGGCCCUCAAGAUCACAAACAACAUCAAUGUUCUUAUCAAGGAUCUUUUCCACAACCCUCCGUCAUACAAGAGCACAGUCACCCUCUCCUGGAAACCCGUCCAGAAGACAGAGGCAGCAGCGCCCAAGCGUCCGUCAGGUGAGGAGAUGGGCUCUGGUGGCAGCACAAAAAAACAAAUCUCUCCUCUGCCUCGGAGGGACACUCGGCAAAUCUACAAUCCGCCCAGCGGCAAGUACAGCGCCUCCAUUGGCAAUUUUAGCUAUGAGCGUGGCGGCUUCAGGGGAGGCAGAGGACGAGGCUUUGGAGCCAGAGGCAACAGGAGCCGAGGCCGAAUCUACUAACACACAAACACACACACAGUACACAAUUCUCCCCCAAACAGCACCACAUCAAGAUCGUUCCACACCAAGAUGGACUGUUUGUCACUUACCCAUGAAUUUGCUUUUGUUUAGUUUUGUUUUUGUUUUUGUUUUUACUGGUCUCCACAUCUUUUUAUACUUUCCAAGACAUACAAGUUUUUUUGUUUGUUUGUUCAGAGGAGGGUGGGGGUUUGGUUUCCUGUCUCCAGAACACCAGACAACGGGGGCUCAGGCGUUUCUAGCUACCAUUUCAACAUUGACUCCCUGUAUACCUCUUGGAAUCAAGAAAACCUUUCAUUUUUUUAAUUAUGAUUGUGUGUAUUUUUGUCAAACACAAGACUGCCAAGUUGUAUGUGAUCUUUUUUUUAUCAGCUUAUUGUAGGAAACAUGUUAACAAAAUCUUCUAGCAUUUUAUUUAAUCUUUUCCUUUUUUAUUAGAGCUUUAGUUGAAUUGGCAGACUGUACAACUUUGUAUGAAACAGUGAUGUUUUAUUGGAUUUUUAUCAUAAACCUGUAUGGAAGUAUG